UCAAACUCCUUGCCUCAAGGGAUCCUCCCACCUCAGCCUCCCAAGUAGCUGGGACUACAGGUGUGCACCGCCAUGACAGGCUAACAUUUUUUUGUACAACAGGGGCUCAUUCUAUUGCCCAUGCUGGUCUUGGACUCCUGGCCUGAAGCAAACCUCCCACCCUGGCCUCCCAAACCACUGGGAUUACAGGUGUGAGCCACUGUGCCCAGCCUGGGAUGACUUUUUAAGUAGGUCACAAACAGAACAUGACAGUUCCUAGGUUCAUUGCCUUGUGCUCAGCUCCUCUCACAACACCAGCCUCUUCCUGGAUUUUGGGGUGCAGAAAGGGACCAUUAGCACAAGGCAGAAAUGAGCCAUAGCUUCUAACGGCCCCAGCUGACAGCACAGGAUCCUGUCUCACAAUGUUUCUCUCACCUGGAAUGCUGAGCCCAUGCGCUCUCCACAUCUUCAUACCCUCCCCAAUGGCCAAGACCUACCCCAAGCCCCAUCAUAGCCAGGAAGCAUUCUCUGCCCCUGCCAGCUCAAUGUGUGCUAGACAUCAUGUUCAGGGUUUUAUGCACGUCUUCCCAUUGAAUCCCUGCAGCAUUCUGUUAUGCAGAAUUAUAAUUAUCCCCACAAAGAGGAAACUAAGGCUCAGAGAGGUUAAAAUCUGUGCUCAUGGGUUCCAAAUUGCAGAGACAGGAGUGAAGCCCAGGUGUGCAUGACCCCUGAGCCUGUGUUGGUCACUAUCUGUGUGAUGCCACCACCCCAACAGCACCCCUUUAUUGUAUACAGUCUGGACUUGGUACCAGCCCCUCAAUGGGUCAUUUCAUAUGCUUCUAGAAUCAAGUUGUUACUAAGUAUAUGAAGCAUCUUCCCAACUUCAUUGAAGAUUCACUGAGGGAAGAAAUGAUAUUUUGUACUUCUUUUCUCUUCUGGGACCACGUAUAGACUUACAUAUGGUGAUUAGAUGCUGGUUCGUUCAUUGGGGGGAGAGGAAAGGCGGCAGUGGUUGGGUUCACAUAAUAUGGAGAAGGAAGUAAAAUGUACUGAAUACCAGAUGCCAUACUUUAAAGACAUCAUUUUAGCUAAUCCUAUUUUAAUGCUUUGUGAUAGGUACUGUUAUCCUUGGUAGAGACCGUUUCUUUGUUUCUGGGACUUGUAAAAAUUGAGUAACUCACAUAAUUCCACACACUGUGUGAGAGGUAGAACAAAGAUUCUCACACAUUCCAUUUCCCUGUUACACCCAUUCUGGCCUCAUAUUAUUGGCUUUCUGAUUCCAAAGCCAGAACCACAGUUCAAUCUGGUUCCAAAUGGCAGCCCUUUAGAACAUCCACUAUUUUUCUUGAGAAGAGGUUCUGAGAAAUUUAAGGUCACUAACCAGAUCUAACAGAGGUGGAAUUGCCACAUUUCAAAAGGGUAGAAACAAUUGUGUGAAUGAAAGACCAUUUCAUGGAGGGGGAGGAGAAAGGUGGUGGCCCAUGUACAGAAAUCUGGAUCCAGAAUUGAUAUAAAGACAGAGGAGCCACUGCUCGGGAAAGACUCACCCCUGGCAACUGAAGAGGAGACAGUGCCGUCCCCUAUCAAGAUGAAGCUGCUGUUGCUGAGUCUGGGCCUGGCCCUAGUUUCUAGCCAGGCACAAGAAAUCGUUGAUCCUGUGACAAGCAACUUCGAUCUGUCAAAGCUUUCAGGAGACUGGUAUUCCAUUUACUUGGCCUCUGACAAUAAGGAAAAGAUAGAAGAGAAUGGCAGCAUGAGGGUUUUUGUGGAACGCAUCUAUGUCCUGGAGCACUCUUCUCUGUACUUUAAAUUACAUACAAUCGUAAAUGGAGAGUGCAGUGAAGUUCCUUUUGUUUGUGACUCAACAGGAAAAGAUGGUGAAUGUAGUUCUGACUGGGCCAUCUAAUAGCCAAUAUCCUGAACUGGGGAGAACUCUGUAUGUGAAAGCCAAUGCUUGACACAGAAUUCCAUCAGCUGAAGAAGGCAGUUUGGUUGUAUGUACCUCCUGCAACAAAAGCCAAUUGGCAGGUAAAGUAAAGUAAACUGGCAGGACAGCUUCUCAUCCCUGCCAUGUUUCUGAUGAUGCCUGGUGGCCAUUGC
Molecule: messenger RNA, 2079 nt
Organism: Microcebus murinus (gray mouse lemur)
Lineage: Eukaryota; Metazoa; Chordata; Mammalia; Primates; Cheirogaleidae
Source: RefSeq, a predicted model, not a curated record